Messenger RNA from Pichia kudriavzevii, 2094 nucleotides. RefSeq lists its product as uncharacterized. Bases 1 to 2094 code for a protein of 697 amino acids. Lineage: Eukaryota; Fungi; Ascomycota; Pichiomycetes; Pichiales; Pichiaceae. The record is from RefSeq and is a predicted model, not a curated record. Gene Ontology annotation, biological process: peroxisome organization. The transcript has a single exon. Gene Ontology annotation, cellular component: peroxisome; membrane; cytoplasm. Gene Ontology annotation, molecular function: microtubule binding; GTPase activity; GTP binding.
AUGGACGAGUCUCUCAUUAAUACGAUCAACAAGCUUCAGGAUGCUUUGGCUCCCUUGGGGGGCGGUUCUUCAUCUCCAAUUGAUUUACCUCAAAUCACCGUUGUUGGUUCACAAUCUUCUGGUAAAUCUUCCGUCUUAGAAAACAUAGUGGGAAGAGAAUUCUUACCAAGAGGUACUGGCAUUGUCACUAGAAGACCUUUGAUUCUUCAGUUGUUCAAUAGAAGGCCUUCAAAACAUGCGAAAAAUGAUUCUGAUUUAUUAGAUUUAAAUACACAUAAUGAUAAGGGAGAGAAAACAGAAAACAAUGCUGAUGAGUGGGGAGAAUUUCUACAUAUUCCAGGUAAGAAAUUUUAUGACUUUGACCAGAUCCGUCAAGAAAUUGUUAAAGCCACUGAUACCACUGCAGGUAAAAACGCAGGUAUCUCUCCCGUCCCAAUCAAUUUGAGAAUUUAUUCUCCUCAUGUUUUGACAUUGACAUUGGUUGACUUGCCCGGUCUAACCAAAGUUCCAGUUGGUGAUCAACCGGUAGAUAUUGAGAAACAGAUCAGAGAAAUGAUUAUGAAGUUUAUCUCCAAGCCAAAUGCAAUCAUCUUGGCUGUCAAUGCAGCAAACCAAGAUUUGGCUAACUCUGAUGGUUUAAAACUUGCUAGAGAGGUCGAUCCAGAAGGUAUGCGUACUAUUGGUGUUUUAACCAAGGUUGAUUUAAUGGACGAAGGUACGGACGUUAUUGACAUUUUAGCAGGCAGGGUCAUUCCAUUAAGAUCUGGUUAUGUUCCAGUCAUAAAUAGAGGUCAAAAGGAUAUUGAAAACCAUAAAACUAUCAGGGCAGCUUUAGAUGAUGAAAGAAAAUUCUUUGAAAAUCAUCCAUCUUAUAGCUCUAAGGCUCAAUAUUGUGGUACACCAUUUUUAGCUAAAAAGCUAAAUAAUAUCUUGCUCAAUCAUAUCAGGGCAACUUUGCCAGAAAUUAGGGCUAAAAUUGAAACAGCUUUAAAGAAAUAUCAGAAUGAAUUGGCUUCCCUAGGUCCAGAAACUGUAGAUUCUCCUUCCUCCACCGUAUUGAGCGUGAUCACUGAUUUUUGUAAUGAUUACAAUGGCGUUCUGGAUGGUCAUACUAAGGAUAUUUCAUCUAACGAACUUAGUGGUGGUGCUCGUAUCAGUUUUGUUUUCCACGAAGUUUUCAAAAAUGGUGUGUAUGCAUUAGAUCCAUUUGACCGUAUAAAGGAUGCAGACAUUAGAACCAUUAUGUACAAUUCUUCAGGUUCAGCACCUUCGUUGUUUGUCGGUACCGCAGCUUUUGAAGUUUUGGUCAAACAACAAAUAAAGAGGUUUGAAGAACCUUCUUUAAGGUGUAUUGCUCUUGUGUUUGAUGAACUGGUCAGGAUAUUAUCCCAAAUCCUAGCACAGCCAUCUUUUUCAAGAUUCCCAGCAUUGAAGGAAAGAAUUGCUGCUGUUUUCACUGAAUUCUUGCGUGAGAUUAUGAUACCUACCAACACAUUUGUUAGCGAUAUUAUUCACUCAGAAGAAUGUUAUAUUAACACUGCGCAUCCUGACUUGCUCAAAGGUUCAGAGGCUGUUGCUUUAGUCAAUGAAAAACUGCAUCCUACCAACACUGUUCAGGUUGAUCCGAAAACAGGAAAGCCUUUGAAGAAUUCACCAUCAAAUACCAAUUCCAGUGCAAGUACUGCAGUUGCACCAUCAGGGGAGGAUGAAAAAUCUGGCUUCUUUUCAGGAUUCUUCAGUUCCCGUAACAAGAAGAAGCUUGCUGCAAUGGAAGCUCCACCUCCUAUUUUGAAGGCUACUGGUGGAAUGAGUGACAAAGAAGUUGUUGAAACUGAGGUUAUCAAGCUCUUGAUUUCCAGUUACUUUGGCAUUGUUCAAAGGACUGUCGCUGAUAUUGUUCCUAAGGCAAUUAUGUUGAAGCUUAUCCAGCUUAGUCGUUCAGAUAUACAAAAGGUCCUCUUAGAAAAACUCUAUGCAGAUAAGAACAUUGAGACAUUGGUGAAAGAAAAUGAUUUCACUGUCGCACGUAGAAAGGAAUGUAAGAAGAUGGUUGAAGUUUUACGCAAUGCCGCCUCUAUUGUUUCUACAGUCUGA